CCAAAGCAGUAGAAAUACGUACAUAUAUUAUUUAACGUUACAGUCAGAGAGGAUCUGCCUGUAGAAUAAUUGCAAAGGGACUUGUUGUAUGAUACAAAAGGAAAUUUGACAUUUACAGCCCAACAUGUUUGAUUUAGGAUUGCAAACAUUUUGUACAUCUGUGGUUUUGACAAUUGUCAAAAUUAAGCAUACUGCAGCAUUUCAAUAUGGAUGUGGAACGUCAUUUGAACGAGACAUGGUGUACGAUAGCACUGUUCCGAACGAUGAAUAUUUCUACAUUAACUCUUUCACUGGACUCGAUAUAAUCAGAUGUUUUUCGAUCUGCCACCGUGAGCGCCCCAAUUGUGUAGGACUUUUGUACAAUGGAGAGCAAAUGAAAUGCAAAUUGCUACAGCGCAACCUGAAUGAGACCAAUAAGGACGUCAAUGCCACAAAGGAUGAGUGGGAAUAUUUUCGCAAAAUUCGAAGAACGGGAGAAUGUUGUGAGGAUGACUGGACUCCGUAUAUAAAUCUUUGCUACCGUUACAGCAACACCAAACUUUCCUGGGACGACGCCAAGACUGCAUGUGAAGAUCAAAACGCCUACCUUGUUCAGUUGGAGACGGCGGAGGAAACUUCUUGGCUAUUGACAACUAUGUUACCAAACGUCGGAAUACUAGCAAGGGAUCUUCUUACAUGACCUAAUGGUGGAUCUUCAUCCAUGACAUCUGUAAAGGAAAGCUGAAUCAUCCAGAUAAUAGACUUUGCAGUUUAAAGGUCAAGGUCACAAUCAUAUAGAGGAAAUGUUUACUCCUAACCGUAGCAAUGAAUAUUCUUUUCUGCACAUCUUUUGUUUGAUCAGGUUUAUAUCUCUUAACACAGGACGACCAAUUUGUGAUGGAUAUAAUUUUGUACCAUGUAUCUGGUACACGGUAUUAAUGAGAAUGAGAUCAUUUAUAGAACUGGUGAACCCUUUUGAUCACCCUACUUGGGUAGGAGCAACAGAUCGAGAAGUUGAGGGAACUUUUAAGUGGAUUGUUGGUUAUGGUGACAUCACUUCGCUACCUUGGUACGGAGGACAACCUGACAAUGCCCAUGGCGGACAGGACUGUCUCACUGUCAUGCGCAGUGCACAGUUUGAUGACUUCAUGUGUGCUCAUGGACUGGUUUUCGUGUGCGAGAAGCAACAACCGAUUUGAUAAUCCCGAUUUAUCAAUAGAAAUAAGAAUGUGUUUUACAGAAACAUCCGGUCUUAACUACUCCUGGGGACCUGAUCCCACCUCUGGUGUGUCAAUGGGUCCGUUUUUCCUCCACUCUUUAUUUUGUAUUCGUUAUAAGCGUUAUGAGAUUGAUUGCUGUUAGUUAUAUUCACCUUUCAUAUGAGUAUUAAAAGCGGCAUGCGGAUGAUGUAAAUUCCAUUUUUCCAUCUUUAAAGUUUAAAAUCCUUAACUAAGGUAUUGAUAGUGGUAAGCAAACUUUGAAUGUCUGUGAUUUACAAGAAAGACACAUAUCUCACAAGCCUUUGUUAUCUAAACAUUGUUCGUGUCUUGCUUUUGUUUAUAUAGGUCAUGUGUACUAGUAAAAGUUUCCU
Molecule: messenger RNA, 1570 nt
Organism: Ostrea edulis (European flat oyster)
Lineage: Eukaryota; Metazoa; Mollusca; Bivalvia; Ostreida; Ostreidae
Product: CD209 antigen-like protein E
Exons: 4
Coding region: 125-679 (184 amino acids)
Source: RefSeq, a predicted model, not a curated record